UACACCCUGACCUACGAACAUUCUAAUCUGGCUUUGGAUGAGAACAAAAUCUCAGCAAUGAAUCUUCAUUGUGCAUGCAGGAACACAACUUGCAUUUAGGAUCAUUUCUUGGUAGUGGCUGACCUUGAAUGCCAUGCACUAGCUGGUUGAUAAUAAAUUUGAAAAGCUCCACCAUUUCAAUGUAUUCUACAUUCAUACCUGCUGCACGCUCUGAAACUAGGGAGCAUGUAAUUGAUUUGGGGUCAGAGGUAUAUGUAGUUUUUCUUGCAUAUGAAGUAUGUUGCAAACUUCCCUAUCCAAAAAUGUUUGUCAUAUCCACAUAAGUAUCACUUUUAUUUUGUGGGUGUGUUGAACAAUGUGCUGUGCUUGGGUACACCUUUCCUUCAAGCCCGUUUGCAAAACUGCAUGCUUGUUGGAGACCUCAGAAUACUGCUGCUGGGUGAUGAGAAAGGGGAUGUAGCAGUGGUAGAGUUACUGUAUCAGCCACUCUGAUUGCCGAUGGGCAGCACAGAGGAGUUUGAGGAGGAGGAGAUGGUUGUGUUGGCGGAGCUGAACGGGCUGGUCGAUGACGACUUGCUGAAGACAGGCUGCACGUAUCAGUUUGUCGGGAUCGACAAGGAGCAGCCAGUGCUGCAGCUUGGUAAAUACACUUUCCUCGGCCGGUACGAGGACCAGAUCGGAUCCGCUCUCUUCCUUGUGGAAGACUCCGACGGCGAAGGUGGCAAGACGUGGUCCAAGCUGUGCUUUUCUGACAAGAAGCUGGCGAUGCAACGCGUGUUCCUGCGGAAAAAGCAGGCAGAAGAGGAGCAGGAUGCGACACCGGCCGGGCCCGCUGCAGCGGAGCCGCCGCUGGUCAGAACCAGCGCCGAGGUCGCCCCAGCAGAGUCCGCUCAGCGCGCCCUCAAGUCCUGUCUGCAGCCGGAUCCAAAGAGACCGCCAGCGAAGCAGAAGUCCAGCGCCGGUUUCGCUGUAGAGAAGCCGCCACGGGAGGAGUCCGUCGCCGAGUCUGCUCCGGCCGAGCCCGCUCCGGCCGAGCCCCGUCUGCCAAUGUCCCCACUCUCCCGGCUGUGA
Pollicipes pollicipes is the source of this 1071-nucleotide messenger RNA. RefSeq names its product general transcription factor 3C polypeptide 6. Gene Ontology annotation, cellular component: transcription factor TFIIIC complex. The transcript is spliced from 3 exons. Gene Ontology annotation, biological process: transcription by RNA polymerase III. Bases 499 to 1071 code for a protein of 190 amino acids. NCBI's taxonomy places the organism in Eukaryota, Metazoa, Arthropoda, Thecostraca, Pollicipedomorpha, Pollicipedidae. The record is from RefSeq and is a predicted model, not a curated record.